Gilbertella persicaria is the source of this 2652-nucleotide messenger RNA. RefSeq lists its product as uncharacterized. Gene Ontology annotation, molecular function: GTPase activity; GTP binding. Bases 63 to 2516 code for a protein of 817 amino acids. Gene Ontology annotation, cellular component: mitochondrial outer membrane. The transcript is spliced from 2 exons. The record is from RefSeq and is a predicted model, not a curated record. Gene Ontology annotation, biological process: mitochondrial fusion. Lineage: Eukaryota; Fungi; Mucoromycota; Mucoromycetes; Mucorales; Choanephoraceae.
CCAGUUUUUUUUUUCUUUUUUCUUUGCUGUGGAAAUUUUUUUUCUUUUAAGAAAAGAGUAGGAUGUCUACUUUACACAUGUUCGGCGAUGUUGCUGCCUCAAAGCACUCUUUGAGACGCAAUUCAGCCCCUAGUAUGGACGACUCUUAUUUCAGUACUUUAAGCACAAGUAGUAGUAGUAGUAGUAGCAGCAAUAUGUUUUCUUCUGUUGAGACAACAGUAGCCUCACCUAUUCCUUCACCUUCUGUUUCUUCUGCUGCUAGAACACACCAACAUCGCUUGAAUGCUGCACAAGAACAAAGAACUUACCGAGACAGUUGUCAGCGUCUUUUGUCUCACAUUAGUUCUGUUGUUGGUAUCUGUCAAGAACUCAAGACAUCCAACCAAACCAAAUUUCCUAUCUUUUACCCCUUGACAACUAAACCCAGCAUGACUCGUUCUCAGACAUUGGACAGUAGCCAAGUAUUGGAUGCUAUGCGCCGUUCAUCUGUCACUGAAGCAGACACAUUUGCUCAACAAUUAGAAAACCACCGUCUGUUGUCUCAAGAGACUAAGGACCUCAACAUUUUAUCCUUGGACUUAAAGAUGGGUCAUGGCCAUCAUGAUCUGAUCAACACUUUGGAAAGCAAGUCUAUUUCCAACUUGUUGAAUGAUCGUCUUGACCAAAGCAUGCGUCAUUUGGAUAAACUCCAUACCCGUGUGGCUGACACUUCUUCCAAAGUGCUUGUGACGGGUGACUUGAAUUCUGGUAAAUCGACUUUUGUGAAUGCCUUGUUGAAGCGUGAACUCUUGCCUGCUGAUCAACAACCUUGUACUAGUGUAUUCUGUGAAGUCUUGGACGCCAUGUUGAAUGACGGCCUUGAACAAGUGCAUGCUAUUCCUGUCGUUAAGAAAUACAAUCGCCUUGAUCCUGAUACAUACCAUGUUAUUGAGAUGCGUCAUCUCUACAAGGUCAUUACAGAAGACUAUGAGCAAUACAAGAUGCUCAAGAUUUAUGCUAAUGAUGCCAGAACCACACAAGAGUCCUUGUUACAUAAUGGUGUGGUUGAUAUUGCCUUGAUUGAUUCUCCCGGUUUAAAUACCGACUCAGUCAAGACGACAGCUGUCUUUGCUCGUCAAGAAGAAAUUGAUGUAGUUGUGUUUGUUGUGAGUGCUGAAAACCAUUUCACUCUUUCUGGUAAAGAAUUCUUGUGGAAUGCUGCCAAUGAAAAGACACAUAUCUUUAUUGUUGUGAAUCGAUUUGAUUCUAUUCGUGACAAGGAUCGUUGCAAGCGUUUGAUUUUAGAACAGAUUCGUCAAUUAUCGCCUGCUACGUAUGCUGAUGCAGAUGACCUGGUCCACUUUGUCAGUGCUGGCAAUGUUGACUUGGAACCUGGAUCUCGUAAAUUGGAUGCACCUGAUUUUGCUCGUCUUGAACAACGUUUGCGUGCAUUUGUGUUGGAGAACCGUACGAAGUCUAAAUUGUUGCCUGCCAAGAACUACUUGGUCAAUCUUCUGAUGGACAUCCAUGUCUUGUCUGAGGCCAACCGCAAAAAGGCUUCUGAUGCUUAUGCUAAUGCUACAAUGGAGCUAGAAAAGGAUUUACCUGCCUAUCAACAACUGCUGCGUGUACGUGAUCGCGUAUUAGACCAAGUUGAAAAGACAGCUGAAGUAGCUGUAUCUGCUAUUCAGAUGCAUGCAACCAACAAACUCAACCAAGCUGUUGAAAACGUAGGCCAUGCUAUCAACACCAUUGAGUAUCCUGGUAUCUUGUUGAUUUGGCAAUACGCUCAAGAUAUUGCUGAUUCUAUGGUACAGAAACUCCUGAAGGACGUACAUCAAGAAGAAGCACAUGCACGUCAAGAGACAGCUGUUUGUCUUGAGCGCCUUCACCGUAUGGGCACUGAAAACUUGGGUGCUUAUCCAUUAGCUGCUGAUGUGAACAAGAUGUGCCUCAAGAACCGUGAUCGACGUGUGACCAUCUCGGUUGAACCCACUGAUUUCUUUGAUUUGGUCUUGGAUGAUAAAUUAUCAGGGGCUGCUCUCUCGAUGGGUGCUGCUGCUAUGGUGGGUGGUCGUAUGCUAGGCUUCAGAGAUGCUGUCUCUAGUAUCUGGAGUGUGUCCAACAUGAUGGGCAACACUAACAUGCGUCGUUGGGUUGCACCUGUUGUAGGUGUAGCCAGUGUUGGUUUCUUUGUCUAUGUGGUAUCUGAUAUGCGCUAUGCUGUUGAACGUAAAUUGCUCAAGAAAUUCAAGCAAGCUGUGCGCGACACAGGCUAUGUUGAAGGACAGAGUCACCGUAUUGCUCGCGAAAGUCGUAAAGUACUUCGUGUUGAAGGCUGGGAAAUUCAAAACCGUAUUCAAAAGGCUAUUGAAGAAAAAGAAAAGAAGCGAUCUGAUACUGAAGAAGAAGCUGUUGUGUCCAAAGAAACAGCUGAAUACUUUGCUUCAAUCUUGAACAAGUCAGAUUUUUUGCUUGAAAAGAUUCAACUUGUAUCUACAGAUCCUCAUCAUUUAAUGAUCAAGGAUGCUUCCUAAAUCUUUACUUAUAUUCCCUCUUCUCUUCUUUAAACGCAUGCCCAUUCUUUCUUUCUUUCUCUCUUUUUCUCUUUCUCUUUCUAUUUCAUAUUCAUAUCAUCUUCUUUUAUCAUUAAAUAUUAUAUUUAUUUAUGAA